AAGCCACAGAAUCGGUUGCGUCGAAGAUAGAAUGGCUCCCUUAAAACUGAAGUUGGCUGCAAAUAUAUCGAUGAUGUUCACGGAGGUGGGAACUCUUUUGGAACGAUAUGGUGCCGCGAAGUGCGCGGGUUUCUCAGCCGUCGAGUGUGCAUUUCCUUACGAUUUCUCAGCCGAAGAUGUUGGAAGGGCUCUGGAAACCGCUGGUGUUGAGCAAGUGUUGAUCAAUUCUCCUCCAGGAAACUUAGAUGUUGGCGAGCUAGGUCUAGCAGCAUUACCUGGGCGCGAGAAAGAAUUCCUUCAGUCUCUCGAUUUAUCAGUGAAGUAUGCGAAAAUACUCAAGUGUUCUCGAAUUCACAUCAUGGCUGGCAAGUCGACGAACGAGUCAUCCACAUGCGACGAGACAUACAUGAAGAACCUCCGUCUUGCUGUGCCUGUAUUGGAGAAUGCUGGCAUUACAGGGUUGAUCGAACCCAUUAAUCCCUGGACCAUUCCGAAGUACCAUCUGUCGAGUUAUGACCAUGCCGUUAAAAUUCUGAGAGGUAUUGAUUCGUCCGCCUUGAAGCUGCAAUUGGACGUUUUUCACUUGCAACUGAUAUCAGGGAACAUUACUCGAACCAUCACAGAUCUUCUGCCAAUGAUCGGACACAUCCAAAUUGCUCAAGCUCCGCAUCGUGGAGAACCCGAUACACCCGGUGAAAUUGACUAUUCAUAUAUGUUCAAGUUGCUUGAGGACUUGGGCUACGAUGGUUGGAUAGGAUGUGAAUAUAUACCGUCGCACGCCAGUACGAAAGAUGGCCUCGCUUGGAUGCGUUCUUACAGUCUCAUGUGACCUUAUUUUUUUUAUGAGAGAAUCAUAUAGAUGCAGUUAUCUUCAACGAGGAGCCGUGAUUUUAGUGUACUGUUUCUGAUGUAGGAGCGUCCAGAGCUAUGAUGCUUGAUUAGGAGCGAUUGUUCGUGCAUUGGUAGAUUGGGCUUGUUGCAACUUCUAUAGCGGAUCUUUCCUUCUUCAUGAGUGCAUCUCUGCUUGGGUUCCUGUCUCGGUCAGCCUCUCAACUGUGGAGUGAACAGGUUUUAUUUGGAAGAUGUGUGCACAUAGAGGUCCUAUUUAGACCUCUUAUGUGUUCACUAAAACUUGAGGCAGAUUUAGCCAUGCUUGCGUUGCGUGUGUGUGUAAUCAUCGACGAAAAAAAAACUUGUAAAAGCAACAACUUCAGAAAUGAAAGAGCCCGAUAAUUUUCUGUGCCAUAUUUGCUCGAAAAUUGAGAAGCAAUCGGGGUGCCCUAUGAACCCCCAUUUUAUUUUUUCUCAAGAAGGACGCUCUUUCGCUUUCAAAUUUAGUUCACAAUUCCUCUUCUAUUCGACGAAAGGGGUAUGCUUAUUUUCGGAUGAUUCAUAUGUGUGAUAUCUUGGAGAAAGUACAUUACGUUUCAAUACUUUUAUAAAUUAGUUCAAUUUUCAUACUUUUGCCGCAUCGUUUCCGUCAUGAUGUGGGGCAAACUUCUAGUGAGACCUGGUUUUUUAACAUUCGAGCUGUCAAUUUCGUGUGAAGUUCAUUUUGACAGAGGUCAUCACUUCACAUGCAAAUCUCGGACGCCGUCGACUAAUGCACACAAUGUUUAGCUGAUAAAAAAAUCCAAAUACGAUGCCUGAACGGCUAGGUUUCGUAAUUUGUUCAAUCCCACGAUGUGCGCCUAUUCUUUUGAUAACUGCUUCCUCGUACUCUAACCAGUCAACCAUAUAACGUAUUUGAAUUUUCGAGGUACCAAACUUCUAGGAUGAGUGUGCUACUUUCGUCGGAAAAGGUUGCUGGUAUGAUGACGUUGUGUUAUAAGGUGAAAGAAUGCUUCAGACCAGUGGUGCCCAACUCAAAAGUGGUCAAGGGCAACAUGAAAAAAAGCCUUCUCUGCGGGCCACAAUGCUGAAAAUAAAUAGACUCCUCUAAAAUUUUUCCACAUUUUAGACUCAUUUGAAUUUAACGAAAGUCAGCACGUCCCUUUCAUUCUUUUAAGCAAGCUUGGAAAUUUCUCAGAGUAAUUUAUCCUUAAGUCUUUGUGUUUGGUCUUGAAAUGCCAGAAAAAAACUGCAUUCCUUGGAAACUGAAAUUUUUUCAAGACAAACCCAGCAAAGCAUUUUACCAUUGAAGAUAGUGAAGAAAUAUUUUUUUGACCAUUCUCCAUUAAACACUCUGCAUUGAUUGUCAAUCUUUUGUGUGUCACUCCUUUUGGCCAUUUUUUAUUCAAACCUUUGUUGAAUGAGAAAUUGUCUCAUCCAAUUAUUAUUUUCUUCAACCAGAAGAUCACUGUUAACUCUUAAAUCUCUGCAUCUUCCAUUUAUCUGACAGAGCUCAAAUUCUAUUUAUGCUGUGUAUGUUUAUGCAAAGGACAAAUUCAAUUUUCAACUUUUUUUCUCUAUAGGAAAAGCUGCAAUUCAACUCAGACUUAUCUUUUUAAAGCAAAUUUUUGUUAUCCUUACCCCAUAUUUCCCAGCACAAAAAAUCACAUCUUCCUAAAAAUUAUGAACUAGCAACGUAAUACUUGAUUCAGUUAAUCACAAAUAUGCAAUAGUACAAUGCAUUGUGAUCUCAAUUAGUUUUCUUUAAGAGAUCACUGCAUUUAAAUGAAUUAUGCAUCACUUUUGUACCAGUUCCUGAAAAUGAAAACAGUGUCUUCAGAAAGCUACAUACAUCGGCCAGCUGAAAGCAUGGGAGAAGGGAGUGUGCAACUUCAAUUGCUCACUCAAACUGAAAAUUUUGAAAGCUUCCAGAAAUAUAGUUAAAAUCACUAACUUAUUCUUGUAUUUUUUAUGCAGUCUGCAAGCAUUAAGCAAACAAAUUUUGAAGUUUCUUUGAA
This is a messenger RNA of Notodromas monacha, 2849 nucleotides long. NCBI's taxonomy places the organism in Eukaryota, Metazoa, Arthropoda, Ostracoda, Podocopida, Cyprididae. The record is from the annotation of a GenBank genome assembly.